CAUUAAUAUAACACUCUACCCUUAGCUAGCUAUCAUGUCAACCAUUUAAUGCUUUCAAAACAACUCUUCUAUAUAUAUGUAAGACCUCAUUCACUUUCUUGUUCACCACAAUUCCACGUAUCUCUCUUCUUGCGAAUGAAGAUCACGAAGGGCAAGUUUCCAAAGAUAUGCCUAAAGAAAUGGCAAAAGAUGAGCAGUAGAGUCAUACCUUCUGGAGGCUGUGAAUGCUGCCACCAAUGGGCUCUGUGGCCUUCCAUGCAGGAAGAGAAGUGUAUUCCAAGAGAUGUUCCAAAAGGCCACUUGGUUGUGUAUGUAGGAGAAGAUUACAAAAGAUAUGUGAUCAACAUCAGCUUACUGAAGCACCCACUCUUCAAGGCAUUGUUGGAUCAAGCCAGGGACGAAUACGAUUUCAAUGCUGCCUCAAAACUCUGCAUACCUUGUGAUGAGAACAUCUUUCUCAGCGUGGUCAGGUGCGCUGCAUCUUCGCAGGAUCGAAGAAUCUUUUUGUGCCUAUGAUGGAUCUCUUGAUUCAUUUGUUCUAUGACGCGCACCUCAUAAAUUAGGAUGACCAUGUAUGUAGCCAGCCAUAUAUAACCUGUUCAUACUCAUCAAAUUGUAGUAUAUUUUACUAUCUAAUCUUAUCAAUGUAUUUCGGCCCCAGAAGAAGGGAAUGCUGUUCUUAUUCAUUUUCCCGUUUCCAACGCUUGCUGAAAAGUGAAAUGCAACUAAGUAAUAGCCAAGCAAAAAGUGUC
Molecule: messenger RNA, 752 nt
Organism: Diospyros lotus (date-plum)
Lineage: Eukaryota; Viridiplantae; Streptophyta; Magnoliopsida; Ericales; Ebenaceae
Exons: 1
Coding region: 49-516 (155 amino acids)
Biological process (GO): response to auxin
Source: RefSeq, a predicted model, not a curated record